Messenger RNA from Monopterus albus (swamp eel), 2252 nucleotides. It is a transcript of the gene thumpd2, whose product is annotated as THUMP domain containing 2. Bases 305 to 2092 code for a protein of 595 amino acids. The record is from RefSeq and is a predicted model, not a curated record. Gene Ontology annotation, biological process: tRNA methylation. Gene Ontology annotation, molecular function: RNA binding; tRNA (guanine) methyltransferase activity. NCBI's taxonomy places the organism in Eukaryota, Metazoa, Chordata, Actinopteri, Synbranchiformes, Synbranchidae. The transcript is spliced from 12 exons.
GUUCCGUUUCCGGUGUAAACAAACAAACCAACAUGGCGACUUUCACAGACCAGUAGAAGUUAUGAGAAUGUGUUGACCCUGAACAUAUUAUAAUGACUGAACCGAGGAGUGAGGGGGGUUUACUUUGCUACUACUGCACAGCUGGUAAAGGCAUGGAGCCUUUCUUAAUGGAGGAGGUGAAGAGGAAGCUCGCAGCUGAAAAUGCACUGUGUUGUUAGAUGUUCGCAAAAAUCCCAGUUAACUAACUAGAUGUGAACCUGCUGCGGUGCGUCAGAUCCCAGGUAAAGUGUUGUUCAGUUCCCCUAUGACUAUUGACAGAGUCAGCGAGCUGAAAGCUGCUGAGAGACUCUUCCUCCUGGUGAAACAAGAGCCACCUGUGCGGCUGUCUGCCCACACCAACCCAGCAAAGGCAGCCUCUGUUCUGCAGUCCAGACUGCUGGGUGACAAGAAUCAAUGGACCAGGGCUGCUCUGACAUGGAGUCGCCUGCAGGGGGAGCUAGAACAGAAGAAGAACAGAAUAACCUCUGCCCUAACACCAAGCACUGCCCUGGGAGGGAAGAUGAACAGGGAGGAGGGGAGAGGGGGUGAAGGACAGAGGGAAGAGGAGGAUGAGCAGGGUAUGGAGACUAGAAAAAGAACAGGAGAGCAGAGGGAGGAGGAGAAUGGGAACAGGAGCCUGGGAACUAGAGCACAGACAGUGGAAAAGAAGAGAAAGCGAGAGAAAGAAGAGAGGGAGGCUGAAGGAAUGGGAGAUGUACAGAAAGAGAAGGAGGAAGAGACAAGUGGAGAAACCUGCUUUUUAGAAAAAAAGAGUAAGAGGGAUGAUGAAGAAGAUGAUGAGGAGAGUUGGGGUGCCACUCAAGACUCCAAUAGUGAGAAGAAUGUGGAGAAAGACAAGGCAUCUGAGAGAGAAAGGAAGAGAGAGGAAGAAGACAAGAGGAGAAUAUUUAAUAGUAGACAUGGAGUGAUAUCAGGAACAGAUUUCAAUGGAGGAGGAACAGUCUGGGACCAUGCAACAGCAGGACGACACCACAACGUGGAAAGUAGCGGCAGGAGGAAGGUUGUCAAUGCAGCAAGCUUUGCUGUAAUAAGUGUGGAAAAUGUGAAGUCCACUGGAGGAGGAGGCAAAGCACUACUGCAACCAGAGCUGGCUUUUGCUGUCGCAGUCUCUUUUAGGAUAAGCUGCAAGUGUACUGGAUCGGUGUCCCGAUACUUCAGCUCACAGGAGGUGAGCAAAGUGAUUGGAGUAGGUUUGAGCAGACUGUUGGGCUGGAAGGCUGAUCUGAAGAAUCCACAGCUGGAGGUAAAUGUUUAUUUGAGUGAUGACCACUGCCUACUGGGGAUUCCACUGACCAGGUUACCACUGGCUAACCGGAGCUAUAUUAAAACCACAGGACUGAGGUCUACAGUAGCCUGGGCUAUGGCCUCACUGGCUCAGAUACAGCCAGGUUUCUGUGUCGUUGACCCAAUGUGUGGGGUGGGAACCAUCUUAAUAGAAGCAGCACAGGAGCACAAGGCUACCUGUUUCCUGGGUAUGGACAUUGAUGAUGGACAGCUUCAGAAGGCCAAUGACAAUGUAGAGUUUGCAGAGCUGGGAAACAGAAUACACCUGCUGAAAGCUUCAUCUGUUGUGCUGCCUCUGCCCAGUGGCAGUGUAGAUGCUGUGGUCUGUGACCUACCAUUUGGCAGGAAGUUUGGCACCAAAACAGACAUGGCUGCCAAGCUGCCAGCUAUUGUCAAUGAGAUGGAGAGAGUGCUCUCCAUUGGUGGUACUCUGGUUCUUCUGCUGAGUCCUCAGUUAUCCUAUCUCCUGAAAGAACUCCUGGCACAGAAACACACUGGACCGACAUCUAACCAGGGAACAAAGCUUCAAACUGGAAUACAAGACUCUCCUUCUUCUUUUCUACCUUCAACAAAGCAGCAGAGUUUCCAAAUCCACUACGGAGUUCAGCCCUCAUACACUCGGGAAACAGACGAGCUCUGUCAUGGUCCACUUCCCCCUCUCUCCUCCCUGAAGCAUCAGGCAACUCUGAGAGUCAGCCUUGGUGCGAUAGAUGGACUCAUCCAUAAAUAUGUCAAGAUAGUUGCUUGAUCACUAUUGAUAGAAGCUACAUUUCAAAGUAAAUAAGAUACUUUUCUUUGCUAUUUAUCAUGAAAAAUGAGCAGUCGAACUGCAGCAGUUUGCUAGAACUACUGCAGCAUGUUUUGUUUCCAUAAUGAUUUUUAGUUACAAAUGAUAUUAAAACUAUAUA